GUGCAAUCCCCAACUCGGCCUCAGCACACUCGCGCUCCUGGGGAAUAAAGAAACGCUGACACAUUCAAUAUGGCGGACACGCUGACGUCUCCCGGCAACGGGCGAAUCUACUUGGGUUUGUGGUCUACGGGCAAGCGGCGGAAGUCAAACCGUCUGCGAUUUGUUCAGUGGCCGUUGUACUGUCAGAACCUGUGCCGGAGUGAAGUGACUACACUGGACGUUUGACUUUCUUUCACUUUCUUCUCAAGGCGCGCGCUCACGAUGUCGUCCGCGGAGACGCGCACGUUCGAAAUGGCCAAAGACGUCAUCCAGUCGGUGCACGUUCAAAGCUCUGUGGCGGACCAGAUCCACUUCUACGACCGAUGGGCCCAAACCUACGAGCAGGAUGUUGAACUUAUCGAGUACCGCGCGCCCGCUCUGGCAGCGGGCCGAGUCUCUGCCCACUUCAGCGGCGAGCCCCGAGCGGCGGCGGCGGUGUUGGACGUGGCCUGUGGCACGGGCCUGGUGGCCAAGACGAUGAAACGCGAGGGAUUCCAGCACUUCGUGGGCAUGGACUGCAGCGAGGGGAUGCUGCAGAGUGCCCGACGCAGCGGGCUGUACCGGGAGCUCAAAAUGGCCGUGCUCGGAGACCAGCCUCUUCCUGUCCCGUCGGGUGAAUUUAAAGUAGUGAUGAUUGUUGGGGCUCUGAGCGCAAGUCACAUUCCAGCGAAGGCGAUCCGGGAGCUGUGCCGGGCAGCCGAGCAGGGAGGCCUCGUCUGCAUGACCACCAGGACUAACCGUGACAACCUCGACUACAAGGCGGCCUUGGAGGGCGAGAUGAAGCAAAUGGAGGACGAGGGACUGUGGCGCCGCGUCGACGUGACCCACGUGACAGAGUGGGAGCGAGGGGUGACCGACCAAGCGACUGGGUACAUCCCUGGAUGUGUGUAUCUCUUUCAGAAGCUCUAAAGCACAACAGUACACGACACUACAGUGGAGGUGGACGUACGGGAAAAAACUGCAGCUUUAAGAGUACUAUACAGUACCGUGGUACUUGCCCGUUUAUGUGUGUGUCUGUUUAAGUCGUCGUGACUGUGAUGCAGCGCGUGACUAAAUGUCAUUUCUAUGAAUUCAAGUUUUCCCGCAUUUUAUGAUGAUUAUUCGCGCACUUGACUGACAUACAUUCGAUUGCCUUAUAGUCUUCUCGAUCUCCACGUACAGUUGAACGACACACAGCAAUGUCUGCUUUCAAGGUCCCAUGCCAUCGGAGGAACCUGUGUUUUAAAAUCUCCUAACCUCCGUGGUUCCGAGCGUGCUCGUUUUCGUGAAAGAACUUCGUUCACAACAAUGUAUAAAAAACAACCGAUUUAUUCCUGACAGAGGAGUCUAUACAUUUUGCACAGCCAAAAUGUAGCUACCCACGCAACACAGCUGAGCGGCAAUAUGACAUUUCCGGGUUUAAAGCGAACGAGUCGGCCAUAUAAAUACUAAUGUAACUGUACCAAUGUAACUGUAAUGUCAUGUUAUGAAAUAGCAAAGCUUGCAGUCAUUGUCGCCGUUUCCUAUGAGCGGGCCAACAAUCAACGCUUGGUGAAUUCUGCUUCACAACGAUAGGAAGACGGCAUCGAAAGCUUGGCCGCCGCGAGCCACGGGAUGCCGUGAUAUCGCCGAGCACCAAUCGGAGCAAAGCUGCUUUCAUAAUUUAAUUUAGAAGAAUAACAGCGAUCCGAUCAGAGCAAAGAUCAUUUACAUCUUGAAUAUUAAUGAGAAAUGCCAGGCGGAAAAGACCAACUCGGCUAGCUUGGAAAAGGGAAUCUGGGCAUUUUCUACUCAAAUUAUCUUACAAACCCGAUAAAAGGAUCAAAUAUGAUGGUAUGGGACCUAGUAGAAACCUUGUGGGAAAACAGCUUUUAUAUAUAUAUGUAUAUAUAUAUAUAUAUAUAUAUAUAUAUAUAUAUAUAUAUAUAUAUAUAUAUACAUAUAUAUAUAUGUACAUAUGUACAUAUUAUAUAUAUCAGCCUUGCGCUUAAUUCAAGAGGCCCAAAGUUAUACAUUUUGUGACAUUUUUGUUUGUGGUGUGCCAGGAGAUUUUUCUAAUCGAUUACUAUUUAAUAAUUAUGAUAAUCUGUACGCUACUCUACUGAACUCCAUAUACAUUCAGUGGCCAUAAUAUUAGGUACAUUUGAUUGGAUCAGAUACAAACUAUAUCUUUACAAAAUGAAUAUGCAUUAUUGAGAUGUUUUUUUUCUACUAUUUUGUCCUCUUCUGUAGAUAAACGAGGUGGUCAAAAUAUCAGGAACCUCUCUCAGUAUGAUACGGUGCAAAAACUACAAGCACGUAUUUCUCAAAUGAUUGGUGAUAAUAUCCAAAAGAGUAAAAGCAGGGCAGCAUGGCGUGCUAGUGGUUAGCACGUCUGCCUUACAGUUCUGACAUCCUGGGUUUGAAUCUCUACUCCGGCCUUUCCCUCAACCCCCCCGCCCACACAUUCCAAAAACACGUUAGCGUGUUACCUUCCUUGAAGAUCAACAAAUGGUGCAAAGGCGAGAUUGUGAGUGGGAGUGCGUCUUUGUCUGUAGGUGGCCUGUGAUUGGCUGGCAACCAGUCAAGUCAGCUGGGAUUAGCCCAGUGAGGAAAAGAUAAAAUGGACAGAUGACCGAAGGCAACAACCAUUUUGACGUCCCCAAAGACAGAAGAACAAUGAUUACGAUAUUAUGACUGAAUUAAUAUACCGAUUACUGAUACGGAUAAUGUUCCAUCUUCUUCUUCUUCUUCUUCUUUUCCUUUGGGCUUGUCCCGUUUGGGGUCGCCACCGCGCGUCAUCCUUUUCCACGUACGCCUCUCUCCUGCAUCCUCCUCUCCAACACCAACUGCCCUCAUGUCUUGCCUCACGACAUCCAUCAACCUCCUCUUUGGUCUUCCUCUCGCUGUCUUGCCUGGCAGCUCCAUCCUCAUCACCCUUCUACCAGUAUACUCACUCUCUCUCUCCUUUGGACGUGUCCAAACCAUCCAAGUCUGCUCUCUCACUUUGUCUCCAAAACAUCGAACCUUGGCUGUCCUGCUGAUGAGCUCAUUUCUCAUUCAAGCACAUAUAUUCGGUUUUACUUCAGCUUAUCUUCAUUCCUCUCCUUUCCGGUGCAUGCCUCCACCUUUCUAACUGUUCCUCCACCCGUUUCCCUGCUUUCACUGCAGAUCGCAAUGUCAUCCGCAAACAUCAUAGUCCAUGGGGAUUCCAGUCUAAGCCUCUCCAUCACCAUUGCAAACAGGAAGGGGCUCAGGGCUGAUCCCUGAUGCACUCCCACCUCCACCUUCAACUCAUCUGUCACACCUAUAGCACACAUUCUAACAUACUUCUCUGCCACUCCGGACUUCCGCAUGCAGUGCCACAGUUCCCCUCUGUGUACUCUGCCAUAGGCUUUCUCUAGAUCCACAAAGACACAAUGUACAAGCCCAAUUCAAACAUAAAUAAAAACAGAAUACAAUGAUUUGCAAAUCAUGUUCAACCUAUAUUGAAUUGAAUACACUACAAAGACAAGAUAUUUACGUCAUGGGUUUGUGUUCCGGGUUUUGUCUUCCCCCCCUGUUUCUCACACACCUGCUCCUGUGAGGAUCUCCACCACCUGUUCCUCGUUCACCCCAAUUACCUAUUGUAUUUAACCUCGUUUCUCGUUCCCUCUCGUCGCCAGUUCGUUGUACCUUGUCGUCGCGUUCCAGCAUUCCUUGUUUCCACGUCACAGACUCACAGUAAGACUUGACCCUGUUCCGAUUAACGACCUCGCCUCUUUGCCUCAUGUUUUUGGAUACUGUUGCCUUUCUUGGAUUGCCUGCCCGUGUACCGACCUAUGCCCGUCGAUUAAACCUCUCUUUUUGGAAACUGUCCCUUUGUUUUGGAGUCGUGCAUUUUUGGGUCCUAUCCUCUGUUCCAUUCAUGACAAUUGAAUGUUCAAACUGAUACACUUGAUUGUUUUUAGCAAAUAAUCAUGAACUUAGAAUUUUAUGGCUGGAACACGUUCCAAAAAAGCUGGAACAGGUGGCAAAAAAGUUGAGGAAUGCUCAUCCAACACCUGUUUGGGACAUCCCACAGGUGAACAGUCUCAUUGGGAACAGGUGGGUUCCACCAUUGGGUAGAAAAGGAGCUUCCCUGAAUUGCUCAGUCAUUCACACGCAGAGGUGGGGCGAGGUUCACCUCUUUGUGAACAGGUGUGUGAGAAAAUAGUCCAACAGUUUAAGGACAAUGUUCCUCAACGUACAAUUGCAAGGAAUUGAGGGAUUUCAUCAUCUACGGACCAUAUCAUCAUCAUCAAAAGGGUCAGAGAAUCUGGAGAAAUCACUGCAUGUAAGCGGCGAGGCCGCAAACCAACAUUGAAUGCCCGUGACCUUCGAUCCCUCAGGCGGCACCGCAUCAAAAACCGACAUCGAUGUGUAAAGGAUAUCACCGCAUUCUGCACUUGUUAUAACAGCGUGGCUUGGUAGUAAAAGAGUGCAGGUACUAGACUGGCCUGCCUGCAGCCCAGACCUGUCUCCCAUUGAAAAGGUCUGGCGCAUUAUGAAGCGUAAAAUACGACAACGGAGACCCCGGACUGUUGAACGGCUGAAGCUGUACGUCGAGCAAGAAUGGGAAAGAAUUCCACCUACAAAACUUCAACAAUUAGCGUCCUCAGUUCCCAAACGUUUCUUGAAUGUUGUUCAAAGAAAAAGUGAUGGAACACAGUGGGAAACGUGAGCCUGUUCCAGCUUUUUGGAACGUGUUGCAGCCAUAAAAUUCUAAGUUAUUUGCUAAAAACAAUAAAGUUGAUCAGUUUGAACAUUAAAUAUCUAAUAUGUCUUCGUAGUGUAUUCAAUUAAAUAUAGGUCGAACAUGAUUUGCAAAUCAUUGUAUUCUGUUUUUAUUUAUGUUUAACACAACGUCCCAACUUCAUUGGAAUUGGGCUUGUAGCGCCUUGUGACCUUCUCUGUACUUUUCCAUCAAUAAUGCAUCUGUGGUCCUCUUUCUAGGCAUGAAACCACACUGUUGCUCGCAAAUACUCACUUCUGUCCUGAGUCUCGCCUCCACGACUCUUUCCCCUAACUUCAUAGUGUGGCUCAUCGACUUUAUUCCUCUGUAGUUGCCACAGCUCUGCACAGCAUCCUUGUUCUUAAAAAUGGGCACCAGCACACUUUUCCUCCAUUCCUCAGGCAUCUUCUCACGCGCUAGAAUUCUAUUGAACAAGCUGGUCCAAAACUCCACAGCCUAGAUGCCUCCUAGAUGCUAGUCAUCAGGACCAACUGCCUUUCCAUUUUCCAUCCUCUGUAAUGCCUUUCUAACUUCCCCCUUACUAAUCAUGGCCAGUUCCUGGUCCACCACUCUUGGCUCCUCUACUCUUCCUUCUCUCUCAUUUUCUGUAUUCAUGAACUCCUCAAAGUAACGAAUAAUUUUCCAU
Molecule: messenger RNA, 5396 nt
Organism: Phycodurus eques (leafy seadragon)
Lineage: Eukaryota; Metazoa; Chordata; Actinopteri; Syngnathiformes; Syngnathidae
Gene: mettl27
Product: methyltransferase like 27
Exons: 7
Coding region: 262-948 (228 amino acids)
Source: RefSeq, a predicted model, not a curated record